Messenger RNA from Lates calcarifer (barramundi perch), 6501 nucleotides. It is a transcript of the gene tdrd15, whose product is annotated as tudor domain containing 15. The record is from RefSeq and is a predicted model, not a curated record. Lineage: Eukaryota; Metazoa; Chordata; Actinopteri; Centropomidae.
CUGAAAAGAAAUCAGUUUUAAAUGGGUAAUAUCUGCAUUUCUGACUAGAUUCCCGAGUAAACGGCCAGUAUAUUAAAUAUAACAGAUUUUACCUGGAGGUCAUAAGGAUCCCAGCAGACAUCUUUGACCUUUAACUGAAGGUGUUGUAGGGCUGCGGCAUUCAGAGCAGAGCUAACCUGACAUGAGGCGGUACAAACGGUUCUGUUCAGGAUAUGACAGUUACUGAUGCUGCUGACAUGCAGUCAGUGCUGGGCCCUGAACAUCAAAAGUCUCAAGGUUCUGGUCCAUCAGCACCAUGUGCCCUUUGGCCAGUGGACCUCAAAUUAACUCACUUGGACUGGAACCCUGAGGCCACCCUGAUUCACUUUCAGGGACAGUACCUCACUGUAUGUGAGCUAGACUAUAACAUCUUGCAGGGAGAAAUACAGAACAUACCAAAGACAAAAGCUGCAGUGGAUAUUGGAGAGUUUUGUCUUGUAGAAGAUUUGACUACAGCCCGCUGGUACAGAGGAAGAGUUCAGAACCGAAAUGAGGAUCUGUUUGAUAUUUUCCUCAUAGAUCACGGUAAUGUCUUGAGUGUCGACGUUACCCACAUAUCUUCCUGUUCAAAUGACCUGUUCAUUCUACCUCCAAAAAUAGUUUGCGGCUUUCUUGCAAAUGUUUUGCUGCUUCAAAGUUGUUCUUAUUCUGGAGUGGAGGAGUACUUCUCAUGCCUGAUUGGAAGAAAUGUCACGGGUUACAUUCAGGCCCUCCUUCCCCACAAAGUCCUCUUACUGGAAGCCCCUGACAUUAACAACGACCUUGUUAGACAUGGGUUUGGGAGGCAUGUCGACACAGAUACUUUCCUCCUCUUGGUUGAGAUGCUUACAGAGGUGCCGCUUAAACAAAAUGUAGAGCCAGUUCCUGAUUUACUCAUUGAAAAGCCAAGGGGACAAGAAUUCUGCUUCAAACCAUCCAGUUUACAGGGGUAUGAAGACAUUCUGUCAUUCUGCGGGCCUAGAUUGAUUUGUGGGACACGUGCUAAAGUGCGAGUAACUGCUGCUGUCAACCCUGGGCUGUUUUACUGUCAGAUGGCCAGUAUGGAAACAGAUCUUUGGGAAAUUUCAAAGAAGCUGGCUAAAGUUUGUGAGCACAGAACCAAAGACUGGAAUCAGAAGACUCAAGAAAACCUAGGGUUACUGUGCUCAGUUAAAGGCAAAGAUGGGAAAUGGCACAGAGGCUUUGUGCAGUUUCUCCCCAUCAACUCUCAAGUUAGAGUGUUGUUCAUUGACUAUGGAUUCUUUGAAUCUGUCAAAGUUGAGAAUGUCCACAGGUUGCCACCUGAUCUCUAUUCAGCACCCAUCAUGGCUUUCCCAUGCUCACUGUCCUCCCAGAGUGAUCAGGAUGAGGCAGUCAAAACUCAGCAGUUGAGUUUCCUUAAGGCAGGCUUGCUUGGAGGAGUGUUGGAUAUGGAGAUCAGUAGUUUUGAUGAAGAACACCAUUUGUACUCAGUCACAUUGAUUAGUGCUGAGGAUAAUGAUGUGAAGAAACUGGAACCCAUUCAGAAGCUUCCCAGAAUGGAAGUUAGUCCUGUUGCUGAGACAGAGGAAUUGUCACCUCAGGGUGGCUAUUUGUACUAUGAGACAAUCAUGGGAGAAGCAUUGGGUAAAACACUGGAAGCAGAAGAGGUGCAGGUAGGCUCUGUCUUUGUGGGGUAUGUCGAGCAUGUCCAGAAUCCAAACCACUUUUGGAUCAGAACACAGAAACGCAAUGAUGAGUUUGAAGAAAUGUUGACAAAAAUGGCAGAUCACUUCAGUCAAGUAAAGCUGGAUGAAGACGUACUGUUGAAUCCUGAGCUUGGGGCAUUGUGCUGUGCAGUUUAUGAGAAAGACAUGCAUUUCUACAGGGCUGUAGUGACAGACAGUCUUGAGCAUGGAAGUGAAGUUCUUUUUAUCGAUUUUGGAAACAUUGAGAAAGUGCCACACACGUUGAUCAAGAACAUACCAAAGGAAUUUGCUAGCAAAUCAGCAUUUGCCUUUUGUUGUACUCUUGUCAACGUUUUUCCUUCAGAUGAUGUCUGGACCAGUGCUGCCUCUGAUUUUUUCAGACAAGCUGUGUCAAACAAAGCCCUUCUAAUCCAUAUUGUCCACAUGAGAAAAAACAAAUUUGUUGUUGACCUUUAUGAGAUGGGAAGUGACAACAAUCAGAGUAUCACUGAUCUCCUUAUCUCUUCCAAACAUGCUGAUCACUGGAGCAACACUUCCACAGCACCUGCAGUGCAAAACAACACAGAUGUGACAGAAAAAACAAAGCGCCCAAAAUAUAGUGUGACAUCAAACAUCGGUGGGAAUAUGGAGCAAUGGGAUGAUUCUGAGAAUGAAAAGAACACAUGCAGAAAUGAAAUUAAGAAAGCUCAGGCCCCUGCCAGCAUCAAAGCUAUAAGUAUCAAGCCAGGGUGUGAGUUUGCCGUGCAAUGCUCUCACAUCAAUUCUCCAUCAGAUUUCUGGUGCCAGCGGCAAGAUAAAGUUCCAGCUUUGGAAGAACUGAUGGAUAAAGUUCAGCAAUACUACUCAACCAACAUAGAACCCCUCCAGUCAGGGGCUUCAUGUUGUAUUGCCAAGUCACCUCAAGAUGGGAGAUGGUACAGGGCCUUCAUCACAGAAAAACAGGAAAGUCAUGCCAGGGUGAUGUUGGUUGAUUAUGGCUUUACUUUCCAAAUCAAUGAGCAUGAUCUUCAGGCAAUAAUGCCAGAAUAUGUUUAUUUGGAAGGACAAGCUUUCAGGUGCAGUUUUUCCACCCUGAUCGAACCUACAGAUUCCAAGAACUGUGGGGAGUGGAGCCCUGAGGUCUCUAAGUUGGUGAAAGAUUUUGUCCUCAACAGCACCAGCAGUCUAAGAUGUAAAGUUGUCUCUCAACUGCACAUGAAAAACAAAGGGCUGUGUAAUGUUGUGGACCUCUCCAACACCCAAACCCAACAGAGCAUAACACAUUGGCUCGUGGAACAGGGCCUGGCAAGAGAAGCAACAGUCUCAACAAAGCAACUGUCAACAGUGUCACCUGAGUCUUUUGUCUACUCUUCAUUUGAUCUAAGUCCUGGAAAUGAAGAGCAAGUGCAUGUGACUCACGUUAGUAGUCAGUGGGAAGUCUACUUCCACUUAGAGAGAAACACCAAAAUCAUUGAAGAGCUUGAAAAUAAAAUUGUAGAGGAGAGUGAGAAAAUGAUGCAAGCCAGUACAAGACCUGUUGUGAAGACGUUGUGCCUGGCAAAAUACUUUGAUGGCAAAUGGUACAGAGGCCUGGCACAUCCUGUUCAGUCGCCUCUGCAUCUCAGUGUGUUUUUUGUGGAUUAUGGAAACACAAAUAUAUCUGAGAAAACCCAUGUGAUGUUCAUUCUCAGGGACUCUGCUGAUUUGCUGUACACACCCAUGCAGGCUGUGAGAUGUUGCCUUUCUUCAGUGUCCAAGGAGGAGCUCUAUGCAGAUGUCAAGGAAUGGCUUGAUAAAGCUGUCCUCAACAAGCAAGUGAAAGCCAUGAUACAUGGAAAGAGCGAAGAUGGUUCAUUUGAUGUUGAGCUGUUUGAUGGAGACGUUAAUAUCAAUGAAAAGGUAAAGGAGCUCAUUCUCAGUCUUUCACCUAAACCAAAGACAGUUGUUAGUUUUGACACAAGCAGCAGAAAGACAAAACCUGAAAGUCUCUACAAAGGAAACACAAAGACCUCAGUCAAAUACAAGAGUCAGCGGCAGUCUUCAUAUUCUCCCUCAUCAAAUUCCCACAGAGGCACACAAGUUGGGAAUGCACCCCCAAAAAAGAGAGAAAACACAAAUCACUAUGUGCAUGUGAAAGCUCAAAACAAGAACCCAAAAGUAAGACAACCAAAUAAGUGCAAGACAAAGACCUGCGUCCCUGUAAAACCAUUGGAAAACCCUGAAGUAAAACAACUAAUAGGGUACCAGGAUACAACCUCAGAGUCAGAGCAACCACAACACACAAACAAAACAGAGAUCCCUCAGGUCUCAUGUUUGCCUGACAAAAAAGUGAGUGCAGACCUCAGGACAAAGUGUUUUGUCUCACACAUCAACUCAGUCAGGAGCUUUUUCCUUCAGGUGUCAGAGGAUGAACCUGCCAUCCUGAAAAUAGUUGAAGAUCUUAACUCAAGUAACUUCAGAAAUUCCUUACAGACUCCCACAUCUUUGAGAAUCAAUGACGUUGUUCUGGCUGAAUAUGAAGAGGAUGGCGCCCUUUAUCGUUCUGUUGUGAGGGACUGUGAGGGGAGUUCUGGCUUCAAAGUUGAGUUUGUUGACUAUGGGAACUCAGCAGUCGUGGGAAAGGAGAAUAUUUACUUAAUACCAAUGGAGCAUCUCUCUCAGCCAAGAUUCAGCAUAUCAUGCUCCCUGUUGGACACAAGCUCUUAUGAAAAUGAUGCUUCUUUCAGCGAUGCUGUAAUGGAGAAGCCUCUCAUGGUCGAGUUUGUCAUUCAAAAUGGAACUCAUUGGGAAGUCAAGAUUGAGAUUGUUGAUGGAGAGGAUGGUCUUCCAGCAGCACUUGAAGCAGCUGUUGAAAACAGUCCCAAAAAGGAAAAAGAAGACGAACCUCCUGUGAGUUCAACUGGAAUAGAAGAGAAAGUAGGAUACUGUGAUCAGAACUACCUCAGAAUAGAAAUGAGUGAGAAUGAAACAACGAAAUCUGAAAUGGUGGUAGCAAACAAGAGUGACUCGAAGAGGAAUCAGAGGAAAGCAUCAACAUCCCCUGUCAAAGCGAUGAAAGAUCAUGCUGAUGUAUUCAAACCUCCAACUAUUCAAGCUAAAGACAGGGAGAAUGGAACAGUUCUGUCAGUCCAGAGUAAUGGUGAUUUUUAUGUCAGACUUGAAAGUGCUAAUGACCUGUUUGCCACUUUGGAAAGUUGCAUAGCUGACAGCCUAUACAAAUGUGAGAUGGUGGUUAAAGAGAAUGUCAAACAAGGCCUCAAGUGCUUAGUUCAGGUACACAAGGACGACAAAUGGCAGAGGGCUGUUGUUCAGCAUGUAGGUGGGGAAAAAUGCAAGGUCCUGCUGGUGGAUCAUGGAAUAACAGAAGAAAUUCCAAGUGGCUCAAUUCGACGACAGUGUGGUGACCUGACAGAAAUCCCAAACCUUGCAGUUCUAUGCAAGAUAGAUGGGUUAAGUGAUGGGGAGGCUAGUCACAAAUUGUGGUACGAAACUCUCAAACCAAUGAUAGGAAAAGAAAUAAACCUGGUCUUUGUGUGCUACUCAGAAGCUGAGAACCAUUGGAUGGUUGAAAUAGUCAUGAAUAGACUGCUCCUUGGUCAUGAAAUUACAACAUCAGUACAGGAAAAUGAAGAGAUGAUCCCGUCACCCACUGAAACCCCAAAUGAGGCUGUAGAGGAGGAACCCAUGUUGGAUGCAGGCCCUCCUCAGCAACUUGCCUUUGCUCCUAUUGAAAUAGACAAAGUAUAUUUUGGGUUUGCUGCUGCAGUGACAACUCCCUUUGAGUUCUGUGUUACUCUUGAGGACUUUCUUCUAAUCAUGAACAAAGUGUCCAUCAUGUUGGAUGACCUCCCUGGACAGAUGUCUCCUCUCCCUGAAGCCCACCUUGUCCAUGGCACCUGUUGCUUGUUAAAAUCAGACUCCAAGAACAAGUGGUGCAGGUCUGAAAUUGUGUAUGCAGACACCACUGUGGUCCUAAACCUGGUGGAUUAUGGCCAUUAUGAAUGCAUUCCUUACAAAGACCACUCCAAAUUGAAGAGGCUUCCAGAGGAGCUAUUGAAUCUGCCAAAAAUGACACAUCCAUGCAUUCUGCGAGGGGUGAAGCCAGUUGGAGUGGACGAACAGUGGACUGAUGAGGCAGCAGUCUUCUUUCAGCAAUGUUUGUUCCAGAAGAACCUCCAGAUCUUCUUCAGAGAGUUUGUGUCAAACACACACUGGAAGGUGGACAUUUUGGCAGAUGGUGUCCAUGUUGCCAAGGAGCUGGUGGAUGCUGGACAUGCCAGUUAUAUAGACAUCAUGCUAGGACUCAGGUUCCAGGAACAGAGCUUUCAUAAAGUCCCUCCUCAAGGCCCUGACAGUGAGGAAGAGUGUGCCCAGGAAGAUGAAGGCUCUGAUGGGAAAUCAGAUCUUCCAGCUGAAGUCACUGAGGAAGUUGAGGGGAAGAUGCCACUUGACAUUUUGUCUGGAUCAAGUCGCUGUUUCCUGAUGUGAAGGCAACAGUGGGUUAAACUUACGGCUAAGAUCAGCGGCAAGACCUUGCAGCAGAUUCCUGGGUACCAAGCAUCACAUUAAUACAAGUGUGAUACUGCUUCUUGUUUUGGUUAAAUGCUGAGCCUCAACAUUUUCAGAGUGAGUGCUGCUCCAGAACCAUGUUAACAUAAUUUUAAUAUACCAAUGCUAUCUCUAAUUCACCUUAAAAUGUUACUUUGAAGACUUAGUUGCCCUCAUUUCAUUGGGAAAGUGAUGUUUUGUUUUGUUGGCUUGGUUUGAUAACUUCAUUUUGAAAAAGUCAGCAGCACCACGUUCUUUUCCUCAAAUG